GAUGCUUCGAGUUUUUCAUAUGCUCUGGGUUUUCGUCUCCUAAAUUCAAUACAUCUCGUGGAGUUUGCAUUUUGCAAUGGCUUUCGAGAUAACAAAUGAAAUGCUGGUGGGCAGUUUAAUGCCGGUUGUUGUUUACUGGGUUUAUGGAGGACUGUACACCAUGUUAGGCUACUCUUGUCACAAUUACAGAUUGCAUCCCAAGGAAGAUGAGGAUGACAAGAAUUUUGCCUCCAAAGAGACUGUCAUCAAAGGAGUCCUUUGGCAACAGUUCCGUCAGUUCAUUGCCACCAACAUAUUGUUUAUGCUGACAAGAGGAAACGAUGCCGGAGCUUCUUCAGGGCAGUCAGCUUCCUUCUUUGUUAUAGCAAGACAGUUUAUUGUAGCAAUGUUCGUAUUCGAUACUUACCAAUAUUUUCUUCACAGAUACCUACACCAGAACAAGUUCUUAUACAAGCACCUCCGCUCCAAGCAUCACCGUCUUGUGGUUUCCUACCCGUUUGGUGCCAUCUACAGUCAUCCAAUCGAGGGACUUCUGUUCGACAUCAUCGGCGGUUCGCUGGCCAUCUUCAUCUCCGGCAUGUCCCCUCUAACAUCAGCCUUCUUCUCCGCUUUCUGCAACAUGAAAUCAGUGGAUGACCAUUGUGGAUUAGUGCUUCCCGGAAACCCAUUUCAGUUCUUCUUUACCAACAACACGGCGUACCAUGACCUCCACCACCAGCUUUACGGUGGAAAAUACAAUUUCUCGCAACCGUUCUUCUCCAUUUGGGACAAAAUUAUGGGAACAUAUAUGCCUUAUGAACUUGAGAAAAGAGGAGGAGGAGGCUUCAUGUUGAGGCCAGUUAAGGAGAACAAGAAUUAAUUACCACUGCUCCUACUAUUGUGUGUAUUUACUGCCAGAUGGUCAAUGUUUGCUUUUGUUUUUAAUUACUGGUAAAAACGUAGCAAGCAUGUUUAAUG
Hibiscus syriacus is the source of this 957-nucleotide messenger RNA. RefSeq names its product sphinganine C4-monooxygenase 2-like. The coding region runs from base 77 to 859 and encodes 260 amino acids. Lineage: Eukaryota; Viridiplantae; Streptophyta; Magnoliopsida; Malvales; Malvaceae. Gene Ontology annotation, biological process: lipid biosynthetic process. Gene Ontology annotation, molecular function: oxidoreductase activity; iron ion binding. The record is from RefSeq and is a predicted model, not a curated record. The transcript has 2 exons.